UGAAUUUUACCAUAUUUUAAAUUUCAUUUUUUUACCCUAAAAAUAGUAUCUAUUAAAAUUUAACGCAUUCUUAUUUCUUACCAUUUAAAUUUACUUCAAUAAUAACACAACCAAAAAAAUAGUUGUAUUGUUGUAAAAAAAGAAGUUUAAAUUGGAAACUUUUUGAUUUGUCUCGUUCAGUUUUGAAAAUUUUUUACACACAGCCUUGUGCUUUUUCCGGUCAAAAAUGAAUUUUGAAGGUACAAACAGGGAGAAGUUUUUCUACCAUAACACUUUGAUAUGUCUCAUUAGAUCUUUGCAAGGCAAAAAUAUUACUGUUGAUCUCCGCAAUGAUUCAUAUGUAUGUGGUCAGUUAGCUACAGUGGAUGGCUUUAUGAAUCUGUCGUUUAAUAAGGCCGUGUAUUGUGAUACAAAACAAAAUGAAUUCAGUUUUGAUAAUCUUUUUGUACAAGCUCGGAAUAUUAGAUAUGUUCAUAUACCAGAGACAAUGCCCAUCUUAGAAAGUAUAAAGAAUGAAUUAAAAAUAAACAAAGGUAAAAAACCUGUUCAAAAACCAGGCUUUAAAUCGAGGAAAGCAGCAAAAGCUCUACAACAGCACAUGAAGACUGUGGCAGAGUUAUAGUAAUUAAUAUAUUUAUAGCAUUUAAUAUUAAUAAAGACAAUUUUGACGA
Molecule: messenger RNA, 671 nt
Organism: Bicyclus anynana (squinting bush brown)
Lineage: Eukaryota; Metazoa; Arthropoda; Insecta; Lepidoptera; Nymphalidae
Product: U7 snRNA-associated Sm-like protein LSm10
Exons: 4
Coding region: 227-622 (131 amino acids)
Biological process (GO): mRNA 3'-end processing by stem-loop binding and cleavage
Cellular component (GO): nuclear body; cytoplasmic U snRNP body
Molecular function (GO): histone pre-mRNA DCP binding; U7 snRNA binding
Source: RefSeq, a predicted model, not a curated record